Molecule: messenger RNA, 6276 nt
Organism: Symbiodinium pilosum
Lineage: Eukaryota; Dinophyceae; Suessiales; Symbiodiniaceae
Source: the annotation of a GenBank genome assembly
AUGCCUGGUACCAAGGGUUGCCAUCUUGCCGGGUUCAUUGGCGCCUUCCCAGCCAUAUGCUCCACAACCGAGAUGCUGAAGCCACCGGUGGGAGGAGCAGUGGACAGCUUGGCACGCGCCAAUGAAGAGCUGGGAAAGUACAUGUACAACGACGUCAAGGUCUGUGGCAAGUGCGGCCGCCCCUGCGCCUGCAAUCAGAAGGCCUGUCAAGGCUGUGGACACAGCUUAGUCGACGUGCCUGUGACGCAGACUGAGAACGUAAUGAUGGGAUUCAUCUUCGGCGUGGAGCGCACUGUGAAGUUCCCUUUGAUGAUUUCAAUCCGCAGGCAAACCGACAACGUCAUCGUUUUCGACGACUUGCUAGCGAUGUCUACCUGCCACCUCAACGCCCUCUUGACGAGCCACUACUGCCAGGACUGGAGAUGGCUGCUGCGGGACCCUGCAAAAGCCCUAGGUCUCCUAAACGAGAUGGAGACAGAGGCCUGGCAGGCCACGCUCUCCUUCUUCUCGGAGGAGAGGUGGCGGAACUUCGUGUACAGAGAAGGCGUGACCAAAGAGAUGGUCAGAGAUAAUAUCAUUUGCGGUUUCAACUCGCCACCCUCGCAGUUUCAGUUGCAUUUGCAGUGGAUUGUGCUACCACUGAUGCCCUUCCACCAGACGAAACUUCUGGACGGACUGCAUGCCCAGCGAGGCAGGUGGUUUCCUCUGGAGUAUGUUAAAAAGAUCCUGGACGAGCUCGUUGCCGAAGGGAAAACGUUCGACAUACGCGCGGACACACCUGUUGACGAAAUCAUCCAGUAUUUCAACAGAAAAGGUGUACUCUACGAGGAAGUCUGGGCAGAGUGCUACCGGAAGUACUGCGCCAGCUAUGCGUUGAGCAACUGGAAGGCCGAGGACUUCAAAUACGUGGUCCUCCAUGGGCAAGUGCAUGAAAUUCAGGAGGUUCUACCGGGACGCCGCGUGCGUGUGGGCAAUAUGCUCCACCUGGAUCCCGUCAACCUCCAUAACGAAGAUAAGAUGUUGCUCCAAAACUACGGCCGCCGUAUAGAGAGUGACGGCAAGCCAUCCGGCACGUUUCUUGGUGGCAAGAUGAAUCUGGCGGGCGCGAAGGGAGUGGAGGUCAACUAUGCAAUCCCGGGCCGCUUGGCCUACAACUUUGAGACGAACACUUCACAUGCUCACGCUCGGAUUGCGACAGUCCAGCCAGCAGAUAUUUAUAGCAAAGGAGCGCACAGCGCCAGCGAAGUAAUUGCGUUUCUGAAGAAACUCAUACAGCGCUUCUUUGGCAGGUGUGUCCACAAGCAGGAACCUGUAAAGAAAUCUCCUGAUGUGGAUCGUAAUGUGCGUGAGUGCGCUGAGAUGAGGCUUGGUGAGCUCGGGACACAGUUAGAGAAGAUCAGGAAGAUUAGCAAGGUUAGCAAGCGGGCGGAGCAUUUGAGUAUUGCGUUGAUCCACGUCAUUGGGAGCCAAGCCCCUGGGGAGACCACCUCCGGUGUGGACCUUUCAGGUUUGGUGUUGGAGGCAGAUGAGAGCCGGUUGAUUGCAGAAUCCCUGGAGGAGCUUGCCGCAUCGUUGAGCAGACUUGACUCAAAGCUGGUGGUUUAUGCUGGUCGCCCAGAAGAGGUGCUUCCGAAACUUCUGCCCUCAGGGUCUCUGCUAGUAUACCAGGCGGAGGACACAUAUGAUGAGCAGCAAGUGGAAGCGGCCAUUGACGCAAGGCUCCAAGCUGAUGUGGAGGUGCAUCGCUGCUUUGGGCAGACCCUCCGACAUCGCGCAGAUUUAGGUUUCGAUGUUGGCGAAUGGUUGCCACUUCCCUUUGGCAAGUUUUACCACGAAACGUGUGCGGCUGUAACUCCGCGCAGGGAGCUCCCAGCACCAGGGCGAGGACAGUUGCCACAGUCGAGAGACGUGAUCAUCGAUGGGCUUGACAUAGUUGAGCCAUCGGCUGGCCCCAUCCUCAAGGCCAUGGGAUUCAGCCCAGGCUUGCUGGAGGAGCCUGCAGCUGGAGACUUCCAGUGGCGUGGCGGGGAAUCGGAGGCCUGGAAACAGCUGGAGUCGUACUACAUCAAGACAGGAUUGGGACGAUACCAGCAGACCCGGAACCAGUUGCACUGCCACUGCAGCAGCCGCCUCUCUCCUUGGAUGGCUGUGGGCUGCCUUUCCCCUCGCUCUGUGUACUGGCGCGCAGUACAGUUUGAGCGCGAGAAUGGCAAGGACAGUGAUAGGCGCUUCGACCAUGUCCAGAAAUUCAUCUUCCAGCUGUGCUGGCGAGACUACUUCCACUUCUACUGUGCCCACUUUGGCCGGAGGGUCUUCUUCCUCUCAGGCCCAGCACGACGAGCGCGCUCUUGGAGGAGGGAUGCGGCCACUGAGCAGAGCUGGAAGCAGGGAAGGACAGGCGUGCCCUUGGUGGAUGCACUCAUGAGGGAGUUGGCCGCAACUGGUUUCAUGGCCAAUCGAGGCCGCUACAUUGUUGCGUCAUACCUGAUACACUACCUCAACAUCGAUUGGCGAGUAGGUGCUGACUGGUUUGAAAGCCUCCUCCUGGAUCACGACGUGUGCUCCAACUAUGGGGAAUGGGCAUCAAUGGCAAACAUUGCGGUCGAUCUUGGCGACAAGUAUCCUUUGGGCUUGAAGGGGCGUGGCCCCACGGGGGGUCGCCGGCCUGGCGCGCGCGGUGGUGGUGGCGAUCCCUGGGCCAAGGGUGUGGACCUUGGGGACACGGUCUUUGAUCCAUUUGAGCAGGCUCGCCAGUACGACCGCGAUGAAAGCGUUGGCUUCCGGAAUUGCGGUCCGCUCCUGCCGGCAGCAUCCAUGCUCAACCAAGAGGUCCCAGUGGCUACCCCUCGCCUUUGGCAGUGGAGCCCGUCCUCCUCAGCCGCCGCAGGGUGGCAGUUGGCACUAGUGAAGAGGCCAAGCCAAAGCGCCAGAUUCUCCUUCGCGAGGUGGCAGAGGCAGAACGGCCAAGCAAGGCUACAGAGCAGGCGGGUCCUGCUCGCCCAAUGCGUCGAUGGCAAGCAAAAGGCGCCAGGAACGUGGCUGCAUGACAUCGGCCCCAGCACCGCUUUUGUCCUGGGAUGUGGUCGUUAUUCUCCCGACUACAGCCUGGGACGCAUUUACGGCCUCAUUGCGGGCCGGGAUGCAUGUGCUUGCGUGGGGCCCACGAACAUGAGACUGACCUGCCACUUGGGUCUCGACAUUCCGGAGGGUUGCAGGAUAACUUGUGCUGGGGAGUCACGCAAGUGGAAGACUGGGAAGUGCAUUGUGUUCGACGAUUCGUAUGAGCAUGAGGUCGUUCAUGAAGGCAGCGAGCCACGAACUGUUCUGCUGGUCAACUUCUGGCAUCCUGAUAUCCCGCCCAGCAGGCACACUGUGGAGGACGACUGGAGCUCUCCCGUCGGCCUCAACCGCGAGGUGGUCCUAAGCCGCCACCAACGGUCAGCAUCCAACGCGUUGCUGCCCAAACUUCACACCGUGAACUUGAUGAGCCUGCAGACAGGCCUGGGGAGGAUCUUUUCUGGGCGUGAACUCGUGGAGCAGAUGGUUGCAGCCCUGCUGUGGGAAGCACCAAGGUUGCGGCAGAUGCAAUUGCCUCAGCACCUUUGCUUGCAUCCCCAGAAGCUGCAGAAGGCACUGAGACAGCAUGCUGGUCAAGCGGAUGUCUCGAGAGCUUUGUGUGGAUGGCUACCAGCAGACUCUACAUCUUCCAUGCAGACAGCCGAUUUGCUGGACGCGAUGGCCAUCCAGUCCCCACAGGACGCAUUCCUGGCGGGCCAGUUCGCGAGGAGUCUGACGCGGGUACGUCAGCUGAUCGCUGUUCGAACGCUGAGCUCGCAGGCAGAGAUCCGACGUGCCUGGGACGAACCGCUUGGGAAUGUGGAGGAGGUGCCAGCUCUGCCCCCGCUGCCCGCAAGCUGCAGCCACUCCAUCCUGAAGGCUUUUGCCGAUGGCUACUGCAACACUGAUGCUGUUGCGCCUCCGCGCGUCCAGGAGCUGCUGGUGAACGCUGAGGUGCUGGCGGGCGCCGGAUCGGCUCUUGCCCAGUUGGUCAGCGAGAUGCCAUGCUUGCGGUCCUUGCACCUUAUGAGCGGUGCAAACUUGUCGAAACCCGAAGGCAUGCCCCCAGAGAGCUUUCCAGUCGAGCACCGACAUGUUGGACAACAGGACCUGUCCUUGCUGACGAGAAUCGAGAUCGGAGGUGGCUUCUCCUUUGACUCUUUGAACUUGGCUGCAAUGCUGUGCAGCGCUAGCAACUUGCAGGUCUUGGACCUUGGCGGGUCUGAGUUUAGUGAUGCAGAUGCCCAGCUGUUGGCCGGAGCUAAAGUGGGACCGCUGCCGCAGCUUCACCUUCUCAGCUUCAGGAGUUGCAAGCUCCAGUCCCCAGCGGCCGCAGCUGCACUGGCACGGGCGGUGAACCACUUCGGGAGCGUCAAGCACAUCCGCAUGCAGGCCAAUCGCUGGCGCGUGGAGGCCCAUCGUAGCUUCGCAGAACACCUGGCCGAGCCCAGUGCCAAGGCCCUGAUCUCACUGGAGGCUGGCUACUGCCAGCACGGUCAGGCCUUCUCAUCUUUGAGCAUGUCCCCGGGAGAAAGAGGUGGAGGUCGCAGCACAAGUGCUGGCUGGCACGCAGCUUCUGCAAGCGCAGGUGCCCUGCCUGAAGCUCCAUUGGCCGAGGAUGCGGUGGAAGGCCAGAAUCCUGGGGAGUCCCGUUCUGACAAAUUGCACUUUCUCGCCCAGUUCGGGGUGGGGCUAUGGCUGUCUGCGAUGGCUGGUAGACUGGCGAACAGUCUGCAGGAGCUGAGGCUGGAGAGGCUCGAACUGGGCGUGGUGGCAUUGCAGAUUUUGAGGCGAAGGCUCAGAAACGGCACUGGCAUGGCUCUCCGUGUGCUUGCCUUCUCAGCAGGCUGCACGGGUCUGAGUGACAAGAAGGCUGGCGUUGAAUUGGCUUGGCUGCUGGCCAAAGUAACACCGCAUCUUCAGUGCUUGAUGCUAGCAGGGUCAGAUGCAUCGCCGUCACUGUUGCAAGGGAUGCUGGACGCCAUCUCAAGGCAUCCGCCGUCCAUCACCAGGCCUCCACUGCUUGCUGCUGAGAAGGGGCGGCCCGAGAUACGUCAUCUCUGCUGGAUCAGUGUGGAGAACGUUGAGACAUUUCUUCACGCAAAAAGUGCCGUCGCCAGUGACACCGCCUUCACAGCUGAAGAGUUUGUCAAGGCCUUUCGUGGCCACGGAUGCUUGACGUUCCAGGGCCUACGAUCCGAGUCAAAGAACACGGAGCUGAAGUCUGGCAGCGCAGCCGCUGGAAAGUCCAGGCAAAACCAAAAUCUGAAUAUGCACAGUGAAGCCACAGCCAUGGAAAGCGGGAGCGCAUGUUUGCCAGCACUUGGCGGCGUCGUCGCCGAGCUUCGCUACCAAAGGCUAGUUGCGGGAAAGAGGAUUGGCAGGUACAUCCAGGUGCCGGAUGGGGGUGAACUAGCGGACGAGCAUCAAGUGGCGUCUGUCUACAUCCGAGAUGCUCGGCGAGCUUUGAAAGCCUCACUGGACGAUAACGGCUUUGAAUUGCGAAGGCAAGCAACACAGUGCAUGAAUUUCUUUGACCCAGCAGCAGUUGCCUCAACCUACUACCCAGAGGUAGAAGCAAUUGUGAGAGAGGCCACCGGCUGCGCAAGCGUGAUAGUUUUUGAUCAUACAGUCCGCGAGACUGGGGCAGGCAGUCUCAAUGUGCUGUCUGACACGUCUCAAGCUGCUGCACCAGUGAUGAGGGUCCACACCGACUACACUCAUGAGUCGGCACCUCGAAGGGUGCAGGACCUGACAAGGGGAGAGAGUUAUACCGGAGUGUUGGUGAAGACCCGGCGCUUAGAUGUCCGCUUGCUGUGUGUGACGCAAACUCUGUCGACUUUUCGAAAGCAAUCAGGAGCGGCUCUUGAUGCCUCGGCUUCCGCCGCCACUGAAGCGGCAUCUUUGGGAGAAAACGCCCAAUUUCCGCAGGAGAAUGGCAGCUUGGCUGGCCAUGCGCAGCAGCUCCUCGACGCUGCCAAAGAUGAGGGCCCGGAAGCCAUGCAGAUGAUCAAAGCAGCCCUCCAAGAAGGUGUGGAAGCUUUGAACCACGAAGCAGAUCUGCAUCCGAUGGAGUUCAAGCAGUCGCUGAAGGACUUGGAGAAGAUCGAGCACAUGCUGAAGAUUCACUCCAUGGAGCACUUGUUCCAUUUCACGCUGGCCUGGGCGUCUGUGGCAGCCCCGCGCACACGCAACUGCCGGCUGAACGCCUUUCUGUAG